Molecule: messenger RNA, 1526 nt
Organism: Brassica rapa (field mustard)
Lineage: Eukaryota; Viridiplantae; Streptophyta; Magnoliopsida; Brassicales; Brassicaceae
Molecular function (GO): protein binding
Source: RefSeq, a predicted model, not a curated record
ACAGUGCUGUCAUGCAAUACUUUCAUACCAUCUGGAGUCUUCCUAGCAUCUCCCUUUCAGCUAUUUAAGUCUCACUAAUCUCUGCUCUCUGCACUUCACUCACAUAUACAACAUUAAAAGAUGAAGAGUCGUUACACAAAGACCGGUUCUGCUGUAAUUCUCUUGUUUUGUCUAUUCAUCAUCACCUCUGCCUCUUCAAGUUCCUUCAUACAGCAAGUCACUGAUGACUUCACCACAAACUUGCAAUUGGACGAUGGAGAUGGACCAGACCCAAUCCAGGGAGAAGCACAUUACUUUCACACACAUGUUCAAGAUGGAGAUGGACCAGAUCCAAUCCAGGGAGAAGCCCAUUACUUACAUAACCAUGACCAAGAGGUCUCAUCACGUGACUAUAAAGUCUCAGCUUCAAACGCAAUAGUGAAGGGUCUCAGAAGUCGUCCUCCAUCUUCUUACUCUCUAAAGAUGGAGUCGUUCAACACCCUACUUAAGUCGAAAUACUCAGAGAGAUAUGUAUCUCGUCCUUUCUCAGCCGCUGGCUAUAACUGGACACUUGUUGUGUACCCGAACGGGAACAAGAAUGAUAAAGGUUCAGGGUACCUCUCGCUUUACGCAGCCAUAGACAACUCCACUCUCGCUCCACAUGAAGAGGUUUACGUUGAUCUCAGGUUUUACGUCUUCAACAAGAAAGAGAAGAAGUACUUUACCAUCCAAGAUACAGAUGUUUGGAGAUAUAAUAAUUUCAAAACGAUGUGGGGGUUCUCUCAGGUUCUCCCUGGUUAUACAUUUAAAAGCCCCUAUAAUGGAUACCUCUAUGAUGGAGAUCACUGCGAGUUUGGUGUUGAUGUGACCACUCCCACUGUCUUUCAAACAUCAGAACUUUUCACUGUUGCUAACAAUUUCAAAACCCCGACAUUCACCUGGAGACUUCUGAAGUUCUCCACGUUGCUCGAAGAUACUUACUUGUCUGAUACUUUCUCCAUCGGAGGAAGACGUUGGAAUAUACAAGUGAAUCCAAGUGGUCGUGACAAGGGAAAGGGAAAAGCUUUGUCCAUGUAUCUUAUCGUUAAUCAUAACGAGGAACUCAGACCUUUUGAGAGGAUUUAUGUUCGUGCUAAGCUUCGAGUUCUUAACAAAUUCAAAUUCAGAAACGUUGAAAGGCAAAUUGAUAACUGGUUCAGUCGUUGGGAAACUGGACGUGCUUAUGGUUGGGGUUCUAGUGAAUUUGUCCCUCUCUCUAAUCUCAAAGAUUCAUCAAAGGGGUUUCUUGUGGAUGAUAAGUUGACUGUUCAAGUCGAAAUUGAAGCCGUUUCUACAACCAAGUACUUUCCUAGUUAGAGUUUCUCUAACCACGUACGGGCCUGCCACUACAUGUGCUUGCUUUGUUAUCGGCCACUUAAGUUAUAAUAAGACCGUGUAUGGGUUUCAAUAAACAAGUUGUACGUGUAUGUGUUUGAGUGUUUCAAUAAGUCAGUGAGUUUGUAUUCUCAUGCAUCUAUCAUCAAAACAUCAUUUUCUUCCUUUUAGCA